UGCCCUUGAAAUCUUCCCCAGAGUCGUGAGUUUUGAUUCCCCACCCUUCUCCUCCACAGAAUUGGUCUUCCUCUCAUCACCUCGACACCAUCCCAAGUGGUCUUGCUCUUCUAUCCUUGAGGCAUUGUCCUUCAUCAAACCUUCUUCUUCAUCUUUUGUUACUUUGUCCUUGUUAGCAAACAUCAAGUAGUGACGCAAGUACAUUGUUAGCACCUCCAAUAUAAUUCACAACAAUCCCAAGAUGGAUAGGAAGACAGACGACAAGAUCGGCGUCGACGCAUCGUCAGGAUCUAACGUGCACCAAGAAAUCAUCGGCAGCAUGCAUGACAGCCAAAAUGCCUUCGGCACCCGGGAGCCCUACGGCCCUGCUGGGUUCAGAGGGUUGUUCACCAACCACUACGUAGCCAUGUGUGCGACAUUCGCCACCAUUGGUGGUCUGCUGUUUGGAUAUGAUCAAGGUGUUAUUUCCGUGACAUUGGUCAUGGAGCAGUUUCUCGAGGAAUUCCCACGUGUCUCUGAGACGGCUUCCGGUGCUGGAUUCUGGAAGGGUCUCAUGACGGCUAUGUUGGAAUUGGGUGCCUUGAUCGGUGCCUUGUUCUCAGGUUAUCUCGCCGAUCGAUUGAGCCGCAAGUACUCCAUCAUGGUCGCUGUCGUUGUCUUCACUGUUGGUUCGGUUCUCCAGACUGCCGCCGUCGAAUACGGUAUGCUCACUGUUGGACGUCUGAUCGGCGGUGCCGGAAUCGGAAUGCUUGCCACCAUCGCCCCACUGUACAUUUCGGAAAUCGCACCCCCUGAGAUCCGAGGAGCUCUUCUCGUGCUCCAAGAGUUUAGCAUCGUCUUGGGCAUCGUCGUCGCCUUCUGGACCACCUACGGCACCCGCUACAUGUCGAGCGAUUGGUCGUGGCGCCUCCCCUUCCUCAUCCAGAUGAUCCCCGGCUUCAUCCUCAUCGUCGGAAUCUGGUUCCUCCCCUUCUCCCCCCGCUGGCUCGCCUCGAAAGGCCGCGACCAGGAGUCUCUCGAGAACCUGGCCAGGCUCCGCCGCCUCCCGACCAACGACCCCCGCGUGUACCAGGAGUGGUGCGAGAUCCGCGCCGAAGCCGCCUUCAACAAGGAGGUCAGCGCCGAGCGUCACCCCAGCCUCCAGGAGCCCACGCGCAGCAACCGCUACAAGCUCGAGGUCUCGUCGUGGCUCGACUGCUUCCGCGCGGGAUGCUGGAGGCGCACGCUCGUCGGUGUUGGCAUCAUGUUCUUCCAGCAAUUCGUCGGUAUCAACGCACUUAUCUACUAUUCCCCUAGCCUGUUCGCCACCUUGGGCCAGGACUACGAGAUGCAGCUCCUCCUCUCCGGCAUUAUCAACGUGACCCAGCUCGUCGGCGUCGUCACCUCCCUCUGGACCAUGGACGGCUUCGGUCGCCGGCCCUUGCUCCUCGGCGGCGCCUUGCUCAUGUUCAUCUCCCAUCUGAUCAUCGCGGUGCUCGUUGGCAAGUUCGGCCACGACUGGGCCACGUACUCCACCCAAGGUUGGGUCGCCGUCGCUUUCCUCUUCUUCUACAUGUUCUCUUUCGGCGCUACUUGGGGACCCGUCCCAUGGAGUGUGCCAUCCGAAAUCUUCCCCAGCUCUCUCCGCGCAAAGGGUGUCGCCCUGUCAACUUGCUCCAACUGGCUAAACAACUUCAUCAUCGGCCUCAUCACCCCGCCGAUGAUCCAAAACACAGGCUACGGCGCGUACACCUUCUUCGCCGUCUUCUGCCUCCUCGCCUUCGUCUUCACCUACUUCUUCAUCCCGGAGACCAAGGGCGUCAGCCUCGAGCAGAUGGACGCGGUGUUCAAGGACGUGUCGAGCGUCGCCGACGAGGAGCGCAAGGCGCGUAUCGAGCGCGACAUCUUUGAGAGCAGCGCGGAGCAGCGGGCUAUGCAUAAGGCGUAGAGUCGCUUUGGCCUGCCUUGCCUUGCCCCGACUCGCCGUUUGGGUGGGUAGGUCAGGGGGAGAGAUGUGUGAGGAGAGGGAGGAGGGGGAGAGGGAGUUGAGAAAAGACGUUUCUCAUAGUAAUGAUAGGAACGCCAUUAUUCAUGAGAUAGACGACAUACAAA
Messenger RNA from Aaosphaeria arxii CBS 175.79, 2091 nucleotides. Its product is annotated as general substrate transporter. NCBI's taxonomy places the organism in Eukaryota, Fungi, Ascomycota, Dothideomycetes, Pleosporales. Gene Ontology annotation, biological process: carbohydrate transport; transmembrane transport. Gene Ontology annotation, cellular component: membrane. The record is from RefSeq and is a predicted model, not a curated record. The coding region runs from base 242 to 1927 and encodes 561 amino acids. The transcript has 6 exons. Gene Ontology annotation, molecular function: carbohydrate:proton symporter activity.